AUGUCCAUGAAGACGCGUUCAGUCACUUGCACAGAUACGCCACGCCUACUAGAUCCAUCCUCAACCACACGCCCAUACUCAAGCCACGCCUACUUCGUCCACGCCCAUUCAUACCUCAAAACCACGCCUUCUCAUACACCACGCCCAUUCAUACCCCAAAAACCACGCUUACUCAUAAAGCACGUCCAUUCAUACCCGAAAACCACGCCUACUCAUACACCACACCCAUUCAUACCCCAAAAAGCACGCCAACUCAUACACCACGCCCAUUCACACCUCAAAAACCACGCCUACUCAUACACCACGCCCAUUCAUACCCCAAAAACCACGCCUUCUAAUACACCACGCCCAUUCAUACCUCAAAAACCACGCCUACUCAUACACCACGCCCAUUCAUACCCCAAAACCACGCCUUCUCAUACACCACGCCCAUUCAUACCUCAAAAAUCACGCCCACACAGCUCCACCGACGCCCACCGAUGUCUCGUCGAGGGAGACUGA
Messenger RNA from Penaeus monodon (black tiger shrimp), 501 nucleotides. RefSeq lists its product as uncharacterized. The transcript has a single exon. NCBI's taxonomy places the organism in Eukaryota, Metazoa, Arthropoda, Malacostraca, Decapoda, Penaeidae. The coding region runs from base 1 to 501 and encodes 166 amino acids. The record is from RefSeq and is a predicted model, not a curated record.